AUGGCCACCACUCAAACCGCAAUUUCCAAGAGGAGAAAGUUCGUUGCUGACGGUGUCUUCUAUGCCGAGCUGAACGAGUUCUUCCAGCGCGAGCUGGCCGAGGAGGGUUACUCCGGCGUCGAGGUCCGCGUUACCCCCACCGUCACCGACAUCAUCAUCCGCGCCACACACACCCAGGAAGUCCUCGGAGAGCAGGGUCGCCGCAUCCGUGAGCUCACCUCGCUCAUCCAGAAGCGAUUCAAGUUCCCCGAAAACUCCGUCUCCCUCUACGCCGCCAAGGUCCAAAACCGUGGUCUCUCCGCCGUCGCCCAGUGCGAGUCCCUCCGAUACAAGCUUCUCAAUGGUUUGGCCGUCCGAAGGGCUUGCUACGGUGUGCUAAGGUUCAUCAUGGAGUCUGGCGCCAAGGGUUGCGAGGUCGUCGUCUCCGGAAAGCUCAGGGCCGCCCGUGCUAAGAGCAUGAAGUUCACCGACGGAUUCAUGAUCCACUCUGGUCAGCCCGCCAAGGACUUCAUCGACCACGCUACCCGCCACGUCCUGCUCCGCCAGGGUGUGCUCGGUAUCAAGGUCAAGAUUAUGCGCGGCUCCGACCCUGAGGGCAAGGCCGGCCCAUCCAAGUCUCUUCCCGACUCCGUCACUAUAAUCGAGCCCAAGGAGGAGCAGCCCGUCGUCCAGCCCAUGUCGCAAGAUUACGGCGCCAAGGCCAUCGCUGCUCAGCAGGCUGCAGAACAGGCCAGGCAGGCCGAGCAGGGCGAGGGCGAGGCCCAGCCAGCUGGUGGUGAGGGCUACUCUGAGGAGCAGUAG
Pyrenophora tritici-repentis Pt-1C-BFP is the source of this 801-nucleotide messenger RNA. RefSeq names its product 40S ribosomal protein uS3. Gene Ontology annotation, cellular component: cytosolic small ribosomal subunit; nucleus. Gene Ontology annotation, biological process: translation. The record is from RefSeq and is a predicted model, not a curated record. NCBI's taxonomy places the organism in Eukaryota, Fungi, Ascomycota, Dothideomycetes, Pleosporales, Pleosporaceae. Gene Ontology annotation, molecular function: RNA binding; structural constituent of ribosome.